CAAGUAUUGUAAUUUUAAUUAUUUUUAUAUUGGCGUCGUUUAAAUAACGAUAAGUCAUGUUUUUUUCUUCGUUUCUUAUUUAUAAGUAUAUAUUUUAAGCUACACACGGAUACUUAAUAGCAUGUACGUAUUGUUAUGCUAAAAAUUAUAUACGUAUAUUGCGCAAAAUUGAAGAUGAAAUUAAUUAAAAAAUUAUAUUGCGCAAAAUUUAAGAUGAAAAUGAAAAUCCCUUAAGUAAAUACGUGUACAAAAUGAACAUCUCUGCGCGCAUAAAGAGAAAGAUAAUAAUUUUUUCUUUUAUCGUUAAAUCGAAUAAUUAUAUGUAUAUGCAUUUCGUAUUUUUUUUCUCGAUGCGAUCUAAAAUUCAGAAUUGUUUGUAAUUUCAAAUCGAAUCAAUAUACUUUUCUCUCAUAAGUAAAACAUUGCGAUACGUCAAAUCUUAAUAAUAAAUCUCAAUGAUCAUGAGACUAUCGACAACUUUGAAGAUAUUUAUAAGCCAUGAUCAUUUUUCAAGCAAACUAUAUUAUUUUGUAAUGAAUGAAUCACCAUUACAAAAUCUAUGCCACGGAGUUCUUGAUACGAAUAUAUGCAUAUAAGUAAAUGAAAAAAAUAUAUGAUACAUAUAUAAUUUCAGUAAAUGCAUAGCAUUAUUGAUUGUUACACCUUACACGUGUAUCGAUACAAAAUUUCAUGUUUAUUUAAUUUAUUUUAAUUUUAUUUAAAAUUAUAUUGUGUCACAAUUGUGCACAAUUUUUUUUGUCAUUUACAUUUGCAUUACAUUGUCAAUUACAUUAAUACCAACAAUUGUUUGCAUUAUGCAUAAUUAUCAAAAUCCAUAGAUAAAUCGAAUGAUACAAUAAAUACACUUUAACGUCGUUGAAUUAGAGGAAUAAUGUUUUUUUUUUUUUUUUUUUUGAGAAAAACAAUCAAAUGAUAAAGACGAUACAAACGACUUAAAGAACGUGAUAAAUGGGUACAGAAAAAGAAAGAUGAUAUCACGUCUUUAUCCACUCGAUGAUAUUCGUCUCAGGUAUUUAUCGCCAUUUUGCAGAAAAUAAAGUGUUAGGUAACUCGUUUACUGUUAAAAAAUUGAUCGACGACAACUGGCAAGAUUUAUGAGCUCGUAAAUUUCAUAUUUGCUUAUCUUUUAUAACCAGAAUUGAAUUAAAUGCACAGAGAGAAUCAUAAAACGAACUAUUAAAUACAUGAUUUUUUAAACGUUUAUAUUAUGUACGUUUAUUUUUUCUACGAUCUUUUAUUAUUAAAUCUGAAAAAGAUAUAUUUGUUUGUUCUAUCAUGUUGAUAUAUAUGAAAUUUCGUUUCUUUGGAACAUUUAAUGAACUAAUACCAUUCGUUUUAUUUUAUUCAAUAUCGAUAAUAUACAUAUUUUACAAAAUAUGUUGUAAAAUUAGAAAUUUUUUUAUUAAAAAGUGCAAUACGAUAAUUGAUAAUUUUUACAACUUUUGAAUAAUGAAUAAUUUAACUAAAAUGUUUCGAAAAAACACUAUGUUUAUAUUUUAAAAAGUCUUGGAACAAUUAUUUUGUUCGUCAUUUCUUCAAAAUUGGAAAAAAUUGAAUAGUAGAGAAAAGAAUUUGACAUUUUGUAUAAUAAAAUAACGAUUUUAUCCUAAGAUUUAGUCGUCAAUUAAUUAAAGAAUUAUUUAAAUAUCAUAUACACCAACUCAAUAGAAAAAAAAAUUCUCCAAUUUAUAUUUAAAAUGUCACGUAAUAUCCGCAACAAAUUCAACUACUCCGACUUUACUACAUUUUCCAAGAACUUUUAACGAAGACCAAUCUUCUUCUUCCACGCUCGAGUUUGUUGUAAAUUCACCAAAGAUAUCCCUCCACUUGUAAUAAACGUAACGAAGCGUAAGAAUCGCGCAAUCGCACCACUUUGAAGAAACAGCGAUUAACAUCAAUCUUGUCAAAAUUUGUUUAUUCCAUUAAAACAAACAGGAACAGACGAGAAGCAAGAUGAACAUGUAGAAACUAAUUAUUGGACCCAUUAUAAUCCAGUAAUAAAAUUUGAUAACAAUCGUCUCGAUUAAAUACGUAAAUAAAAAAAAGUUGAAUGAAAUCGAGCUAUUUCUCGCAAUUAUCUUCUAUAUAUAACGAUAUAUAUUUAUCACGGUUUAAUAUUGUAAGUAGUCGGGCGACGUCAGAGAGCGCCGAUACAGAAAGAUUAGAUACGUGAAUCGACCUAAAUAUCUCGUCUCGUCGUGGUGCACGAUAUCGGCGAAACACCGUGUUAUAGAGAAAAAAAGAGAGGAAAAGGAAGAAAAGGAGGAAAGGAAGGUCCACGCGUGGGAGAUGAAUGGUACAGCUAUUUCAGGAGCGGCCUGUUCUAGGUCAAGAACGCGAACGCGGCGAAGAGAAUGCUUCACAUUCGACGAACGAGGAAGAAGAUUCGAAUAUUCAAACUUCGAACAUUGCGCGUUACGAAUCGAAUCGUCGUGUCAUUCGUCCACGUAUUGGCGAUCGAUUUCGCGGCGAUAUCGAAUCAGAUAUCGCGGGGACCAUUCACUGCGCCGAGAGCCAAUCUUGUUUAUCGAGAUAUCAACACGCAUAAGAUAUAAGAAGAUCGGGCAAACGGCAGCCAGUGUUGUGCUGAAUCUUGGUUUCGAUGGUCACACGAAACGAUCCUCCUAAGUGAAUCGUUACUUAUUAAUUUUCAAUUUAGAUACAAGCGCGAAGCAGACAUGCGGAUUUGGGUAUUGUUAACCAUUUUACUGGUCUUCACGAUUCUCGCAUCAGACGUAUUCGCGAGGAAGGCUGGCAAGGAGGUGGAAUCGAAGAAAAGGCACGAGAAAAAGAAGAGGGAUGUAGAAUAUUCGAAGGAAGAGAGGUGGAAGGAUGGAGAGAGGAAAAAGUUGCAAUCGAGCAAAAGAAAGAACAGCGCAUCCGACGAGAAGAAUGUGGAAAAUUAUUCCGAGAAUCUGGUCGAAACGAAGGAGGAAUCGGGGAAGGGUCACAAGUCGAGGAACAAGAAAUUGAAGGAGAAGGAAAAUAUCGACUUUAAGAGCAAGUCUAGCUACGAAUCCCCGAAGGGAAAGUCUAAGAAGAAGAGCAAAUAUUCUGAGGCAUCGCAGACCGUUCACGAAAAGGGUUCGAAGAAGUUGAAAGACGAGAAAGUGAAAGAGGAAACGGUCGAGGAGCGAAACAAUGUGAAGAAUGAGAAGAAAUCGAAGGAUAAAAAUGUGGACAAGUCUGAGAAGGUAAAGAGAGAUGGCAAGAGGAAGAAGCUUCAGAAAAAGGAAAAGGAAGUGACGGUGGAGGAAUUGGAGAAGGAAUUGGUGGAAGUAGAAGAGACAGAGAAGACUAAAACGAAAUCGAAAAAGAGCAAGAAGAAGCCCGAAAAAGGUAAUCACGAGAAGAAUAGGAAGAAACGAGAGGUACCAAAGAAAAGAAAAGAAGAAGAGGUGGGGACGGAAAUAGUGAUACCUGAAGAGGAGAUCUCAGAAGUGGACACGGUAGCCGAAAAAAGUUGUUCGAUAACAAAAGAGAUUCAAGACGAAGAAAUGCGAGAGGAUUGUGGGGAUGAGAAGUGCAACGAAGCGUGAAAAAUUUGUAAUCUGAAAACAUUAUGAAUCAUCUUUAAUUAAUGAUUCAAAGAUAUAUCGAAAAGAUUGGUAUUGAUAUUGCAGCCCGAUACAAUUUCUCGAGUCAUCCAUGAUGAUAAGCUAAUGAUUUCACGCAUUAUACGAAAUUUCAUUUAUUUAAUCUCUAUGCAUAUCAAAUACUUGUUACAUUAUUUACAAAUUUUUCGACAAUAAACCGUCUUAAUUUUACCCACUUGCUUGGAGCGCGGUUGAUAUAAAUAUACUGUUAAUUUUCGAUAGAUAUACAUACGCAAAUAAAUAUUUUUAUAAAUUGUCCUUAGAAUCUUACUCAGAAA
Messenger RNA from Apis cerana (Asiatic honeybee), 3895 nucleotides. RefSeq lists its product as uncharacterized. The record is from RefSeq and is a predicted model, not a curated record. Lineage: Eukaryota; Metazoa; Arthropoda; Insecta; Hymenoptera; Apidae.